CUGCAGGGAUAUGGCGUAGUGGUUAAGAGCGCAACCCCAAGAUUCUGAGUUUGAUUCCAAGCAGUGACUUGAAUAAUAAUAAUAAUAACAUCGAAAAAUACCUUAGGAACAAAAACUCAGGUUCAAAAUUUCCCCAAGACACCUGAUGAUGGCUGGAGGGUAUAUCAGCUGAAAUGUUGUGUUAACAACAAACAAGAUGAGGACAAAUAUCUGUCAAAUGUAAAUAAUGCACAUAAUUCCUCAUUUCUCAAAUAUAGAACUGUAAAUAAAAGAAUAUAUAAAUGUAUGUGUGUUUAGUGAAUGUCCCCCCACCACCACCACUUGACAACCAGUGUUGGUUUGUUUAUAUAUGUGUCCAGCAAACAAAACUGAUGGAAUAAGUACCAUACAAAAAAAAAAAAAAGCAGGUACUAAAGGUGAGCUGUUCAACAAAAGCCUGUUCUGGUUGGUAUCCCAGCUUGGCCUCAGCCCAACGCCUGAAACAAAGAGUAUAUAAAAAUUACACAUUCAUGCACACAGGCACAAAUAUGGCUGUCUGUAUGUCUCUGUCUGUCUGUAUGUCUCUCUCACACACACAAACACACAUGCAAAGGAUGUUUACAUUUCAGCUUUCAGAGCCUACAUCACGAUUAAGAUAUAGAGCAUGGGGAGGGGGAAUGUCUGUGUGUAUGUAUGUAUGAGUAUGUAUGUGUGUGUGUAGAAGAAUUUAUUCAGUGGUAAACAUGUCAGGUCAUUGGAGGUGUCUGUUCUUAUUCCUGUCACCUGACAUCACAUCUCCCCACCCCCACUUGGUCAGCCAUGGAUUUGCUUGGUGCUUAUAAACCACCACCACCAUCACCACUUUACCAUUACUAACACGUUUACUGCCAUCACGACCUCCACCAUCACUAUUAUCCCCUCUAUCUACAUACUCACACACACACACAAGUACUCAUACUUAGCUUGACAGAGAGAGAGAAGAGAGUGAAAUUUCCUUCACCACACACAAUCACACAUAGACAUACAUAUACACACACUCAUAUAUAAUCACACACACACAGAUAUACCACUUCCAUACACAUACAGGUAUAUAAAGGCACACAUACACACAAGUACUCACACAUAGACAGACAGACACACACACGCAAUCGCAUGUAAUCACACAUUGCCAUGUACCUACCCCAUCACAUACACAUACACACAGCCACACAUAUACAUGGCCAUACACACACACACACAAACACAGUCAUAUUCACCUGUACACACACACACAAUCACAUACACAGCCACAUACAGACACAAACACAGUCACGCAUGCACACACACAUACACACACACACAGAGGCAUACAUGCACUCGUACACAACCACACAUGCAUAUACUACUUCCAUACACAAACAAGUUAACAUAUGCAUACAGGUAUACUUAUAAAGGCAGACACACACACAUAUACACACAAGUACUCACACAUAGACAGACGCACAUACAAUCACAAGUAAUCACACAUUGCCAGGUACCUCCCCCCCCACACAUACAUAUACACACAUAUACAUGGCCCCACACACACACACACACACACACAAAGUCAUAUUCACCUGUACAGACACACACAUAAAGCCAGGCACACACACAGUCACAUACACAUACACAGACACAAAUAGACACAAACACAGUCACACACACACACACACACACACACACACAGUUUGCCUUCUCCAUAUACUCUUACAUACAGCCACACACACACAAACCACAGAACACUCAGGGCUGUUCCUUGCUGCUGUACUGGUGUUUCUCACAAAAGACUGGUCAGUUCAGGUGACAUUGGCACUCAUUGGUCUCAGCUGUCAUUCCAGUAUUUCCUCAUCUACAGUGACCAGUGUCCAGUGGUGGUGGUCAGUUUAGAAAGGAUAGUGACAUGUGGAGAUCAUUACUGAAAAAUACCCUGUCAUAUAAUCAUCUGAAAUGCUCCAAAGACUCCCAUCCUUCUAAUGCUGUGUUCUCUGUCUCCCACCUGGGGCUACCCCAGAACAUAAGGUCAGUGUUUCUGGCUUCGGAGAGGUACGCAAUGGAGUACCCCCUGUUGAGGCCUGUGCCACCACCUUCCUCUGCCCGAUGCCUCUCAUCUCUCAGAAGUUUAAGGAAAUUCAUCCUCAUCAGCAUCGUUAGUUGCAUGGCAGUGGUUACCUUGACGACAAUGGCCAUAUUAUUGGUGCUAUCCUUUCAAGUGUCUUCUCCUUUGAAUCCUUCUUAUGACAACAGAGUGACAAUUCCACUGCCAAACAUAGAAACUGGGAACCGAAAUCAGAGUGACAUUCGCAGACAUUCAACAUUAAAGAAUUCCUCUUUUCUUGCUUCAAGCAACAAGACAUUAUUUUCCAGUUCAAUCUCAUGUUACAACAAAUGUUGGCCAUACACAGCGUUUCGCUUCCAGUCCGAAUGUCAGAAUGGUGUGUGUCACUGCCAGGGAAAAGGCUAUGAUCCCACAUCUUGCUUACCCAUUUAUAAAAAUUGCUCAAUAAGGAGAAAUUCCAGCAAUGCUGUUGCAUAUUGGCACCAAAAGAUCCAAGAGACAUUUGGUUGCCAUUCCUACAAAGAGGCAAAUUCAGAAAGAAACAGUCAAGUCUAUGUGAUUAGUACAAUGAAUGAAUGGAAAGCUCAUCAGCCAAUCAGAUUAAAUGUCACAGAAGCCAUGACAAGACAGUUUCAACCAAUCACAUUAGUUCUGGCUUCCUAUUAUCCAGCACAUUGGUUUAUUCAGAUACAAAGUGGAAUCCACUUAAGUUCAAUUUUACAGAUAAGCACCGUCCACUUCAACUCAGGCCGUAUCUUUCUGAAUGGUAAAGAAGUAUCGAAACAGAAAUCCUUGUUGACCAAACAACGCUCCCUGGUUGGUUAUGGUGAUGACCGGUACAGUGGUCAUACCAUACAACUUUUGCAGACUGUUGACAGGCUUGCAGGUUCAAUCACAAGUUUCAGUGGAUCUCAGAGGGCAAAUUUCUGGACUUUAGAUAUUUCUUAACUGACCAGCACCAGCACCACCUUCAACAUCAGAAUGAUGACUUGAACUUUGACCUUUGACUUCCAACAUUUUGAAGGUUGGAUGUCUUUUAGGACCAUGCUAUAACAGGAUAGAAGACAAACUAGUCUACUUCAUCAGCAGUUAAAAUUGAUAUUAAUACAUCACAGCUAAAACACUAACGAUUAUUCCACAAUGUCCUCCCUUGAACAACAUGUUGUUUAAAACAGAUAUUCAUUAUACUUCUUAUAUAAUAAGUUUGGCCUCACAAUCUCUGAUUAUCUUUCAUAGGAAUUCAUUGGGAUAUAUGAGAGGUAUAUUUUGUCACUGCAACAAUCAUGGUUCCUGACAUUAUAUCCACAGUCACUGCAAACACCUACACACAUCUACAAGCAUCUAGGAACAGCAACACCAUCCUAACAGCAUUAUCUCUGCCACACAGUCCAGACACAGCUACAGUACCCCAGAAUACAACUAUAAUCCCAUUCCAACAACACUAUCUCUUAUGCUCAAUCCAGAUACAUCCACAACACCUCACAAAACCACUACAUCACCACCUUAGCAGCACUAUCUCUCCCAUACAGUCUAGAUACAUUUAACACUUUACAACACUACUUCAACACCAUCCUAACAGCACUCAGUCCUACUCAGAAUCCUACUCAAUCCAAAAACAUCUAGUGUAUGCCACAACACAACUACAACACCAUCAUAACAACACUAUCUCUUCUACAUGGUCCAGAUACAUCUAAAAUACCCCACGACACUAUUCUAACAACACUGUUUCUCAUACUCAUUCCUGACACUUCUACAACACCCCUACCCCUACAACACAACUACAACACCAUCCUAACAACUCUGUAUCUCUCACAAAGUCCAGUACAUCUACAACACCAAUAAAUCUAACAAGAUUUUCUCUUCCAAUUCAGUCCAGACAGUAUAUUGAGUGAAUCAGGGUUGCUAUAAUUUUGCUGACUCUUUUAAACCUCAUUAAACUGGGGCAGUGUUGUGGGGAGACAGUAAAAGUUUGCUAUAGAUAUUUGGGUAUCUUUGAAUUGUGAUGUAUAAAGUUAUGAUAUAUUAGAAGUAUGAUAAAUUAAAGUUAUUAUAUCUUAGAAUGAUGAUAUAUUGUGUUAUCUUGGUAUUGUGUUAUAUUUGUGAUGUUGCAAUUUAUAAAUGUCUUUGAAAUAUUUUAACUAGUUUUACAAUUGUGUCGUCUGAAUUUUAUUUUUGAUUAUUUUCACAACAAAAACAAAUGUGUGUGUCUUUGUGUGUGUGUGUGUGAGAGAGAGAGAGAGACAGAGAAAGGGGGAGAGAGAGAGCAUGAAAAAGUAUUUGUGUGUGUGUGUGUGUGUGUGUGUGUGUGUGUGUGUGUGUGAAGUAGUAUAUGUGUAUGUAGUGAUGUGUUGUAUGUGUAUGUGUAGUGGAAAGUAGGAUACACACACACACACACACACACACACACACACACACACACACACACAGAUAUAUAUAUAUAUCUAGUAGAGGGUAGUGUGUGUGAGUAUAUGUAGCAAGAACAACAAUGAUGACGAUGACAACAACAACAGCGACUACAACAACAAAUACUUCCCCAACUUAUCCAGAAAAUUGGGAUUUAAGAUUAAAAAAUAGUCUCUAAAUAAAGAAUUGCUGGCAUAAAUGUUUGUUGGUUGGUUGUUGUCUCCAGUCACACUUUACAUUAUACAGAAGGAGGGGAAGAGAGAGAGAGAGUAAAUAUAAGAAGAGCAGGAUGAGUGCACAUUUUAGGCUUGGUGGCAGACUGUGAGUGCAAGCAUAUAUAAACACAGUAAGGGAAAAAGAAUCAUAAAGAAAAAAAAGAAAGAGAAGGAAUAGAGGAAAUAAAUGAGAGAGUGAUUUUGGGAGGAGUUAUACAAACGAGAAAUUUAUCUGAUUUAAUUUUAUUUUAAGAUAUUAAAUAUUUUUCUUUGAAAA
Messenger RNA from Octopus bimaculoides (California two-spot octopus), 4948 nucleotides. RefSeq lists its product as uncharacterized. The record is from RefSeq and is a predicted model, not a curated record. Lineage: Eukaryota; Metazoa; Mollusca; Cephalopoda; Octopoda; Octopodidae.